AUGUCUUCCUAUUUCUCGUCUAUAACUUCCUCCUCGGCUAUCUCAAAUCUCGGUACCCGAUUCAACUCCCUCCGCAGAGCAAUCACCUCCGGCGACGAAGCAGACGACCCGGAUAACGAAGACUGCUCCCACAUCUCCAACGUCCUCCGCGCAUACUACAUCGAAAAGGGCCAGCCUUUUCCUCAAUGGCUUCCGCCAAAUCCUAAAGAGCGCUCGCACGCGCCUCAACGAACAAUCGCAACAUCCACCGUCUCCCCCUCCUCAUCCAUGUCCUCAGGGCGGGGCGGCGGCCUCGGAGAUCUGUGGGGAGACUCAGGUGGCACCGCACCUCCUACCCAAACCUCCAGCUUGCGACGAGGGCGUGGACAUCCCGGGUCGAACCAGUCACUUCCCAGUCAGGCUUCCUCUAUCUCUUCUUCUCAUUCGCCUUCCAUGUCGGCGUCGUCGCUGAAUCCUGUAAGCACGAGGCCGGCUCCAGGUUCAAGAUCCGGGUCCUACCAGUCCAUUACGGGGUCUACCUCGUCGCCGCUGGAGAGGGCCUCAUCUGCUCAGGAUCGACUGCGUGCUAGACUGCAAGGUGGGCGAUCGCCUAGCCCGGGGCAGUUCUCUGAUCCCAGUCAGAGGAAGCCGGUUGGGUUGAAUCCGCUGGGCCGUACGCGAUAA
This is a messenger RNA of Aspergillus calidoustus, 663 nucleotides long. The record is from the annotation of a GenBank genome assembly. NCBI's taxonomy places the organism in Eukaryota, Fungi, Ascomycota, Eurotiomycetes, Eurotiales, Aspergillaceae.